AGAGGCACGCCGGUGCGCGUGGCUCCAUGUUAAAGCGAAAACGGCGUCUUCCACGGGGAGAGGAUAGGCAGCGGAGAGAACGGGAAGACGAAGGAGAGAAGCCAGAUUCGCAAUAUAUAGUGAUGCGCACCAACUUUUCUUCAAGCGAACUGGUCGCGGUUUUCCUAUUCACCGUUUCCAUCCUUCUCUACUGAAACUCCAAACUAGCAGACAAGAACGAUGAGUAAUGAAAACACCAAAGAAGAGGCGAAGUAUUGCUGCAUUUCUCACGAGUUCUUCCGAGCAGCUUCAGCAAACCCCGACAAAAUUGCAGUAAUACAUGCUUCCGGUGCGGCCCAAGUUUCCAUGGAACUUCAUGAAAAUUCUACUUCAUCCAUUUUCGGGAGAGACAUUGUUGAAUCCUUCGACAAGCUCGUGAAAUCGAUUUCUCCGCCUAUGUACUCUGGGGACUCCUGCUACACGUACUCUGAUAUGCUGGAGGCCGUUCACUCCCUUAGCUCUCGCCUCCGCUCCAUCCUGCUUGGUGGGGAUGACCCCCAUUUGAUCAGACCCAAAGCUCAAGCCAAUGAUGAUGUCGAUGGUGUAGAAGGAAAAAUCAUCGUGCCUAGAACAAAAACAGUGUCUGCUCCAGGAACAGAGUAUAGACCAAAGAUAGUGGGGAUAUAUAUGUCACCUUCUGUGGAAUACAUUGUCGCUGUUCUUUCUGUUUUGAGGAGUGGAGAAGCUUUCUUGCCUCUGGAUCCUUUUUGGCCCUACGGAAGGAUACAAUCAGUUGUUUCUUCUUCAAAAGCUGAUCUCAUUAUAAAGUCCCGAUCUUCAUUUGGUAAAGGUAACUCAGGUCAGCUUGAUGAUUCACAUUGGGCUGUACAUUCAAGCAGCUGUGCUAUUUUAAACUUCUCUAUGGAAGAAAACCUUCCAGAGUGCACAGCAGAUUUGGCAUGGCCUUGUGAAAAUGAUAAAAAGAGAUCAUUCUGUUAUCUGAUGUACACUUCAGGGUCAACUGGAAAGCCUAAAGGAGUAUGUGGCACCGAACAGGGUCUCUUAAAUCGAUUUUCUUGGAUGCAACAAAUGUAUCCACUGGAUGGACAAGACGUACUGUUGUUUAAGUCAUCAAUUAGCUUUGUUGACCAUCUACAAGAAUUUCUCAGUGCUACUUUGACUGCUUGUGUGCUAGUUAUUCCUCCCUUCUGUGAGAUGAAAGACAAUGCAUAUUCUUUGAUAAAUUUUAUUCAGGCUUAUUUUAUUAACAGGCUUACAGCUGUUCCAUCAUUAAUGAGAACAAUUCUUCCUGGGUUGCAAAAUCAUUCUGGCAUGCGGGUUCAAAGUUCAUUGAAACUGCUUGUGCUGAGCGGCGAAAAUUUUCCCUUAACCUUGUGGAAAAUGCUUUCUGCUGUCUUACCAAAUACAUCGAUCUUGAAUUUAUAUGGAAGUACUGAGGUCUCUGGCGAUUGUACAUAUUUUGAUUGCAAGAGGAUGCCAUUAAUCUUGAAGUCAGAGAUGCUAUCAACUGUGCCAAUAGGUAUGCCUAUUUCCAACUGUGAUGUGCUGCUUCUUGGUGAAAAAGAUGCAUCAAAUGAGGGAGAGCUAUAUGUUGGUGGUUCUUGCAUUGCUCGAGGUUACCAUGCUGUGCCUAAUUUAUUGUCCGAUGACUUUGUGGAAUUGCCUCAGAAUUAUGGCUGCAGAGAUUCUGUUGAUAGUUAUCAAAAGCGAUUAUACUAUAGAACUGGUGAUUUAGCCAAAAAGUUACCGACUGGAGACUUUAUAUUUUUGGGAAGAAAUGACCGCAUUAUAAAAGUGAAUGGACAGCGUAUUGCUCUGGAAGAAAUAGAAAAUUUACUCAGGGAACAUCCAGAUAUAAAUGAUGCUGCUGUAAUUUGUCAAAAUAAUCAAGGUGAACUUGUGCUUCUGGAAGCAUUUAUAAUACUAAAAGAAGCAGAAAGGGCUGGUGAAUUAUUAAUACCUUCAAUCAGAAGCUGGAUGACCCAUAACCUUCCAUCAAUUUUGGUUCCAAAUGAUUUCAUCUUUACGCAAUCAUUUCCUGUGACUGCUAGUGGUAAGGUUAAUUAUGAGUUGCUGACAGGUUCAACUUUAUUUACUAAGCAUUUUGAGGAUGAGGUUGGUAGCAUAGGAUGCAGCAACCUUCUACAAGUUGUCAAGAAGGCAUUUUGUGAUGCUUUAAUGGUAGAAAAGCUUUGCAAUAAUGAUGACUUCUUUAAGUUGGGUGGAAACUCGCUUACUGCUGCACAUAUUGCUCACAAUCUGGGAUUUGAUAUGAGACUCCUUUAUUGCCAUCCAAGUCCUUUUGAGUUAUGCAUGGCUCUUCUACAAAAAAUGGGAUCAUGCGCUUUGCAUAACGACUUGGAUGCUUGUUCAAAAUUUAAUGUAGACUCAGAAAAUCGUAUUUCUUCUGGUCUUUUUGAAAAUGCUGAUUUUCUUCAUGAACCAAUGGGUGCUUCUGAUGGUGACAGCAACAGUUCUCUUCCUUUCAAACAUUUGAAGAGGGACCUUACCAUGGACUUCAUUACAUCACAGGGUGAUGGGUCUAUCCCGUGGUGUUCUUCCUCAAUAUUUCUACCAUGCUCAAUUAGUCGAUGCAACAAGGUCUUGUUUAAAGAGCAGCCCAGAAUAACUGAUACACAUCAAACAACUUGGUCUUUGAAAGUACCUAGAAGUAGGAGAGGUCAUAUGAAAGACUUAUGGAAAGUUUAUAUGGAGUCUUGUGUUGAUGCAUCACCGAUGCUUGUGUUUAGAAGCUCUGAAAUUUAUUUAUUCAUUGGAUCUCACUCGUGUAAAUUUCUUUGUAUAAAUGCCCGAAGGAUCAAUAAAUCUCUGUUUUGUAGAUAUUCAACGUCUAUUUUGAGUUGUGGGUAGCUGCUCCAUAUUCACUGAUAUUAAUAACGUUAAUGCCUCAUGGUUGACCUAGUAAGUACAUAAAUAGUAUUUAUUGUUAUUAGGCAGCAUCGUGGGGAGUAAAUACAUUAGACAUAUCUCAUGUAAUCUUUUUCUUUAUCUUGCGCAAUCCCCUCUUCCUCUUUCUUCUGUACAUGUUGUACAUACUCCUUUGAUCUAUAGAUGAAGAUUUUCAGUGCUAAUCUAUGUGCCUUAUAUCAUUACUACUACAUACUCGAUGUGUGAAUUAUUUAGUGAAAUUAUUAACAAAUGUGUUAACAACGGAGUGUCUUAUAUUCUUUUCCAGUCUCUUAAAACAUCACUGUAGAUUGGAAGAUUCAACUACUUUUCUUAUGCGAUCUAAAAUAUAAUUAGUUUAAUUAGAUUGGACCAGAGAAGAAUUGACAUCUCUAUUCGUUUUGCUCUAUUUCCCUAGCCUGAUUCUUUGUAUUGCUGCUUGAAUUGUUGGUAAAUUUGUAUUGCUUCAUCCUUCUGCUUUACUUUCUUCAGCUGAUUAAUGAAACACUGGGAUUUAUUUUAUGGUAGUUAUGAAUUCUAUCCUCUUCAUGGUCAAUUUUUUUUUUUUUUAAUAAGUUGUGUGUAGUUGGUGUAUUGUGACUGCAUACUUAUGCUUGCACUAUAUAGCAAAAUUAUAAAGAAUUUGUGUUCUAGCACUACUGAGUACUGAAGUUGUGCUAAAUA
Molecule: messenger RNA, 3591 nt
Organism: Neltuma alba
Lineage: Eukaryota; Viridiplantae; Streptophyta; Magnoliopsida; Fabales; Fabaceae
Product: putative acyl-activating enzyme 19
Exons: 7
Coding region: 220-2871 (883 amino acids)
Biological process (GO): amino acid activation for nonribosomal peptide biosynthetic process
Molecular function (GO): protein binding
Source: RefSeq, a predicted model, not a curated record